AUGGGUGCAGCGCAGGCUACGCGGACGCUGCUGGUGCUGCACGGCCUGGGAUCGUCGCGACUCGCCAACAUGCCAGGUGGGAUCGAGUCUCUAAAUCUGACAGCUGACAUGGCACCGUGCGUUCAGAUUCCCAAACCCCAGAUGCUAAGGGUGCCUGACAAGCUCCUCUGCUCCUUCGGGGUGCGGCUGGUGGCGAUCGAUCGUCCAGGCUACGGCCAGUCCGACCCUGCACCGGCCCUCUCACUGCACUCCUUCUGUGCGGACCUCGAGGAGUUGGCAGAUCUGCUGGGCCUGGGGGCCAAGUUCUACCUGUUGGGGUACUCAGCAGGAGGCGCGUAUUGCUGGGCGGCAGCGCACUACAUCCCCCACCGCAUCCUGGGGAUUGCCAUGUGGGCGCCCUUCAGCUCGUUCUACUGGCAGGGAAUAUCGGAGCAGGACAGGGAGGCCAUGUUCGCCGGCAUGACGCCUCACUCCCGCCGCUCCCUCCGUCUCGGUCGCUACGCCCCGCUCUGGCUCAUCCGCCUUUUCAUCCGCAACUUCGUUGUUCCUUUUUCCGGUCCUUUAUGGCUGCAGCGCCUGCAGCACAGCCUCUCACACGCCGAUCGCCAGUACCUGCUGCACCCACAGGGGGCACAGGCGCUGCUGAACGACAAUACCGAGUCGCUCCUUAUGGGAGCGCACGGCGAGGGCAUGGCCAAAGACGUUGAGGUUUUCAGCCGCCCCUGGCCCUUCCACAUCCGCGAUAUUGGCUGCUUCAAGGACGUUUUGGUGCCUCUCUCGCUGCAGCAGUGGUUGCAGCAGCAGCUGCCGCAUGUGGUGAGGCUGUAUGAGCUGCCUGGGGAGGGCCACCUUUCCUGGUUCUGCCACCAGCCUCAGAACCACCACCAAGUGCUCGCCACUCUUUUCUCCCAGUAG
Closterium sp. Naga37s-1 is the source of this 915-nucleotide messenger RNA. The record is from the annotation of a GenBank genome assembly. NCBI's taxonomy places the organism in Eukaryota, Viridiplantae, Streptophyta, Zygnematophyceae, Desmidiales, Closteriaceae.